AUGGUCGUAUUUACCGUCGUCUCGUUGCGGGAGCGUCCCGGUAUUGGGUUAAAUUCUGUCAAGCCCUGCGACACCGCCUGGGGACAAAAAACGCACAAACAUCUCCACCGCCACUGCGGCAUGGCUUCAUCACAACUCGGCCGGCCGCGAACGCCGCCCAACCGCGCGCGCGAAAUCGCCGCCUCUGACGACUCGGACAGCGAGGGCCGCUCCUCCGACGACUCCCUCGAGGAUCUCUCCGCACUCCUGAGCGGGCGUCGUCCCCAGGCCACGCCUCGCGACGCCAGCCAGCUCCUCGCGACGCCGUACGCCAAACGCCGCGCCGCCCACCACAUGCCGCCCGCGGUCGGCACCACCACCACCAUCCCGCGGCACCGCUUCGACCUCAAGGCGCUCGCCAAGGACGCGCGGCGCGACACGGCCCUGCAGGCCAGCUCGCUGCGCGCGCGCGAGCCCGUGCGGGACCAGUCUGCGCCGUCCACACCCAGCGGCGGUGUCCCGUUUGGGGACCUGGUCCUCGGUGAUAACGGCAAGGACGCGCACAAGAUCAUGCGCGCGGUGCAGAGGACCGACCCGGGCCACCAGGAGAUGCGGUACUGCUUCUUCCGGCCUGAUUUCGAGAAGGACCCGCCGUCGCGGCCGCCGCCCGAGGCGCUCGAGGGCCCGUGGACCCUACUCACCAAGGGCAACCAGCGGGUGCGCGAGCAGAACCUCGUGGCCGGCGUGCCGUUCAACAUCGCAUCUAGCCAGGGCGCCAUGCCGGAGAGCAUCUUUCUAUGGGUUCUGGACGAGAUUUCCACGGUCAAGUCGCCGGUGUCGCGCGCGGAGCUCUGCAAUCUCGUUGCCGUCUGCCCCGAGCAGAUUGCGUCGCUGUUCACGCCGGCUCUUUUGAAGACGUUAUGGGAGAGGAUUGGAGCGCAAGACGCGUCGAUGGACCGUGGAACCGUCAGUGUCUCCAAGGUUAGCGAAGAUGUUUACAAAGGCAGGGACUGGGGGCCCCUCAUCGCUAUACUAUCGCUCCUCAAAGACAUCGCGUCAGCUCUGCCAUGCGAAACUAGAAAAUACGCGUUGCAAUCACUACUUCGAAUGGCCAUGGACAGGAUCAUCAUCUCGAACCUCGACAUCGGCAACCAGUUCGAAUACACAAUCAAAGUCCUCAUCGACACCAUCCUUCCCGAAGAUUGGGACUCAUUUUGCCACGAUACCUGCGCCAUUCUCCUCAGCAACUUUUCCUCGCAGUGCAUCCGCAUCAACACCCUGCUCUGCCUCCCGACCAGUUCGCCGCGCGCCCACGACAUGCGCCGGCGCCUCGCCGUCACGUUUCUCUUCCAGGACGCCUCCCUCGCGCGCCGCGUGCCCGAGGAGGUCGUCACACUGCAGGCCGUCAUUGACCGGCUCGACCGGCCCGACUUCCGGGUCGGACCGGGCACCGAGUUUGCCGAGCUGCGCGCGGCCAUCGUCAUGCUCGACAUGGCCGUCGACGACGGCUCCGUCCUGGCCUGGCCGCACGCCGACGCCGAGGACCAGUUCAACGCGAGCGUCGACGAGCUCGCCGCCCGGCUCAGCGACAUCUGGCGCCGCAUCAACGACGCCGGCAUGAAGCUCGCGCGCACCGAGGCCAAGUCGGUCGUCGAGUGGGUGCAGAAGCGCGUCACCCACACGGUCCGCACCCGCCGCAAGCGGGCCAAGAGCGUCUUUGACCUCCCCGGCCAGGAGAGGCAACAGAAGCGGGACCUGCCCAGGCAGCAGGAGUUUAUGAAGAACUUCUUCAAGAAGAAUAUGCCCGCGCCAGGGCCGACAGCGAAGCAAGAGCUAAAAUCGGAGCCUCAGCUGGCACCGCAGCCAGAAGCGAAGCCAAAGGCAGAGCCCGCGCUGAAGCAGGAGUCAAGGUCAAAAGCGGAAUCAGAGGAGGUAUCGGAACAAGAGGAGAUUGUCAUGGAAUCUAUUGUAGUCAGGGGUGGAUAG
Molecule: messenger RNA, 1965 nt
Organism: Cordyceps militaris CM01
Lineage: Eukaryota; Fungi; Ascomycota; Sordariomycetes; Hypocreales; Cordycipitaceae
Exons: 3
Coding region: 1-1965 (654 amino acids)
Source: RefSeq, a predicted model, not a curated record